Molecule: messenger RNA, 1168 nt
Organism: Lottia gigantea (owl limpet)
Lineage: Eukaryota; Metazoa; Mollusca; Gastropoda; Lottiidae
Exons: 13
Coding region: 17-1168 (383 amino acids)
Biological process (GO): L-tyrosine catabolic process
Cellular component (GO): endoplasmic reticulum membrane; Golgi membrane
Molecular function (GO): 4-hydroxyphenylpyruvate dioxygenase activity; metal ion binding; lactoylglutathione lyase activity
Source: RefSeq, a predicted model, not a curated record
CAGCUACAACGUUAAAAUGACUACCUACACAGACAAAGGACCUAAGCCGGAAUCCGGUCGAUUUUUAUGUUUUGAUCAUGUUACAUUUUGGGUUGGAAAUGCCAAGCAGGCAGCAUCAUUUUAUUGUACACGUAUGGGAUUUGAACCCUUGGCUUAUAAAGGGCUGGAAACUGGCAGUCGUAAAAUAGCAGCUCAUGUUGUUAGACAGAAUAAGAUUAUUUAUGUAUUUGCCAGUAUGUUAGAGCCCUUUCAACCUGAAGAGUGUGGUCAACAUCUAUUAAAACAUGGUGAUGCUGUGAAGGAUGUAGCAUUUGAAGUAGAAGAUUUAGAUGCCAUCUUUAAGAGAGCCGUCGAAAGGGGGGCAUCUGUAGUGCAUGAACCUUGGGAAGUAUCAGAUGAUAAUGGCUCAGUAAGAAUGGCUACUAUUAAAACUUAUGGUGAUACAACUCAUACAUUUAUAGAUAGAUCACGCUAUACUGGACCUUUUCUACCAGAAUAUAAACUCAUCAAUGAUAAAAAAGAUCCUUUAUUGACAAAUCUGCCAGAGAUUGGAUUAUUAUUGAUAGAUCAUAUAGUAGGAAAUCAACCUAAUGAAUGUAUGACACCAGCUACAGAAUGGUAUGAGAAGAACUUGAUGUUCCAUCGUUUCUGGUCUGUUGAUGACAAACAAAUUCAUACCCAGUAUUCAGCUCUACGUUCUAUUGUAGUCACCAACUAUGAAGAAACUAUUAAAAUGCCUAUCAAUGAACCAGCAGUAGGCAAGAGAAAGAGCCAAAUUCAGGAAUAUGUGGACUACAAUGGUGGAGCUGGGGUACAACAUAUUGCUAUGAGAACCAAUGAUAUUAUUAAAUCUAUUACAAAUUUGAAAGCUCGUGGUAUGACCUUCUUAGAAAUUCCACCUACUUAUUUUAAAAACUUGAGAAAUCAGUUGAAGAAUUCUAAAGUUGAAGUAAAGGAGAAUCUUGAUGAGCUUCAGAGACUGAAUAUUUUAGUAGAUUUUGAUGAUGAUGGCUAUCUAUUACAAAUAUUUACCAAACCCAUGCAGGAUCGUCCUACAUUAUUUUUAGAGGUUAUACAGAGAAAUAACCAUCAGGGAUUUGGGGCUGGUAAUUUUAAAUCAUUAUUUGAAGCUAUAGAAGCAGAUCAGGCAGAACGGGGCAACUUGUAA